Messenger RNA from Closterium sp. Naga37s-1, 6741 nucleotides. The record is from the annotation of a GenBank genome assembly. Lineage: Eukaryota; Viridiplantae; Streptophyta; Zygnematophyceae; Desmidiales; Closteriaceae.
AUGGAGGUCGACCCGCGAGCUAAUAAGGUUGAUCCACGUGGCUACGAGGCUGCUCUAGCAGCGCUCUCUGGUUUGAUCAAUCAGCGGAAGCGCGCGGAUGGGUCAAACUGGGGAGAUGCCUUCGCUCUCAUGCGCUCAUACGUUAAGGUGCUGGAUUUGGAGGGACCAAUUGACCAGCUCAGCAUCAUCCACGUGGCAGGCACCAAAGGCAAGGGGUCCACGUGUGCCAUGGCGGAGAGCAUGCUGAGGGCCAGCGGCCACACCACGGGGCUCUUCACCUCGCCACACCUCGUGGACGUCCGAGAGCGCUUCCGCCUGAACGGGGAGAUGGUGUCAGUUGAUACGUUUCUGCAGCACUUCUGGUGGUGCUACGACCGAUGUAAGGAAGCAGCGUCCUCUCCCUCAUCCCCCAUCCCCAUGCCAGCCUACUUCCGCUUCCUCACUCUGCUCGCCCUACGUAUCUUCACGCACACUCAGGUUGACGUGGCGAUUCUGGAGGUGGGGAUUGGAGGACGAUUUGACGCCACUAACAUUGUGAAGCAUCCGGCGGUGUGUGGCGUGUCAUCACUGGGUUUCGACCACAUGGAGCUGCUGGGAAACACCCUGGCUCUGAUAGCAGGCGAGAAGGCUGGGAUAUUUAAGGCAGGAGUGCCGGCAGUGACGGCCCCACAGGAGGAGGAGGCGAUGGAGGUGCUCAGGCAGCGAGCAGCGGAGCUGCAGAUUCCUCUAGAGGUGGCCAAGCCGUGGCACGAGGUGGCGCCAGGUGUCGGAGUGGGAUUGGCGGGCCGGCACCAGCAGGUGAACGCGUCGCUGGCCGUCUCUCUCUGCCGCCAGUGGGCCCAGCGCAGUGGCAGGGAAGAGGAGGCCCACGCAGUCGAUCAGGCCCUAGCCAAUAAGACACUGCCACCUCCUUACAUCAAAGGGCUAGGGUGUGCCUCCUGGCCGGGCAGGUGCGAAAUUUUGCAGGACUGCCAGGCCGAGCCUGGCCAGGCUGGAAGUGCGGGCGGGCAGCUGACAUUCUUUUUGGAUGGUGCCCAUACAGUGGAGAGCAUGGAGGUGUGCGGGGAGUGGUUCUCAGAAGCUUCUCGGGAUGGAGCGAGAGGUGGAGAGGGGAAUGGAGGAGGUAGUGGUGAGGGGGAUAAAGAGGGAGGUGGACGAGCAAAUGCUGGGGAAGGAGCAGCAGCAACAACGGGAGCAGCAGCAGGGGUGCAAGGGUCAAGCCAAUUGGGAGCUAAGACGCCUGUGCGGGUGUUGCUGUUCAACUGCAUGCCUGAGAGGGACCCGCACACACUCAUGGCACAGCUUCUCAGAACGCUUGAGCGCAGAGGCCUGUCCCUCGAUCGAGCCUUGUUUGUCCCCUCUCUCUCCUCCUACACCGCUCUCCUCCCGUCACCCUCCCCCUCCUCCCCUUCUUCCUCCUCCCUCUCCUCUUCCCUCCCCUCAUCCGACUCUACCGGCCCUGCUUCUAAUGUGACGAGCCAAAGCAUCAGCUCUGGCACCGAUGCUACUGGCACAAAGCAGAGCAGUAGCCUUGGCCAGAGCAUCCCUCCUGUUCAACUAUUCGUAUCUUACCUUCUUACCUUCUCGCUUCCCCGUGCACCCCCGUUCCUCCCCUCUCCUCGUCUCGCUCCGCGCGUCAGUCUCAUCCUUCACUGGAAAACCGACUCCACGACCGUCAACUUCGCCGCGCAAGCGCUUGCCGGGGCGGUUGCAGACGGCUGGUUCGCCGUUGGAUGGUCAGGAUCGUCCGGCCGAAUGAUCCCGGGAGAUGCGGUGAUCGGCAAUCUGCCAGGUGGAACGAUAAAGCCGUAUUACCUGGGUUACUACUCCAUGGCUGAGGUGGUUCCCACCAUCAACUUCAGCAUCGGGAACGCCGGGAACGAGGCUGUGGUCACGAAGAACGCGGACGGUUCGAUCAUCAUGAAGUUCUCACGGUCAGUGAACGACGGCACUGUGAAGGUGCUGCUGAAAGGAGUCAACUACAUGAUCUGGGCCUACUCGGACGGCUCUCAGACCCUCUCCCAGCACUCCCGCUCCAACAUGGGAGCCGUGCAGAUAGACUACAGCUGCCCCGCGUCCGGCAGCAGCAGCAGCGGAUCCUCCCAGUCACAGGGGUCGGCCUGCGAGCGCUCCACCCUCCCGGGCUACACCUGCUCCACCAAGCUCAGCGCGAACGCCUACAUCCUGCACUGGGCAGUCAACAAGGACAGCACAGUGAGCAUGGCAGCACAGGUCGCUACCACAGGCUACAUCGGGGUCGGCUUUUCUAAAGACGGCAAGAUGACCAACUCAGACGCAGCCAUUGGGAACGUGCCACCUGGCACGCUGGCCAAUGGGGCGGCAGUGGGGCCGUAUUACAUGAACGGGCAUGAACUGCAGUCGGUGCAGCCGACAGCCAUGUGGAGCGUUACCAACACAUCGGUUACCACUGCAAAUGGAUACACGAUAAUCAAGUUCACGCGCACCAUGGGCACGGGGUAUGUGCCCAUCAAUGCAUUCGGCCCCACCACCAUCAUCUGGGCCUACUCGCCUGAUGGCUCCACCACCCUCGCUGACCACCGCAGCAACUAUGGCUCAGCCUCAAUCGAUUUCGUCAAGGGCACGGUAUCAGGCGGGCACGGCAGCAGCACAGCAGCCUACAUCGCCCACGGGGCCCUCCUCUCCAUCGCCUUCGCCCUCCUCAUGCCCCUCGCCAUCCUCCUCGCCCGCCUCCUCCUCGCCGACCGCCCCGACUCCGCCCCCCUCAACCUCAACCGCCCCUCAUACAUUCCCACCGACGCCAACGGAAACGCAUCACCCCAGCAGCGGCCCGGAAAGAACCUCCGGCCGUUGGGGUUUCAGUUGCAUCGGGGCAUUCAGGUGUUUGCGCUGGUGGUGGCGGUGGCAGGGAUGAUUGUGAUAUUUGUGCAGGCGGGGUCCAAAGGGCUAAACUGGACUCAUGGGCAGGUGGGGCUGGCGGCGGUGAUUCUCGCGCUGGUGCAGGCGAUUGUGGGGUUUGUGCGACCGGAUAAAACCGCUCCGAACCGCUUCAUGUGGCUGGUGGCGCACUGCUUGAUUGGGGCGACUACCAUCGCGCUGGCAUGGGCGGCCAUGUUCCUCGGCAUCGACCUUUAUCACACCAAGUUCAUGCAAAACGUUACGCUUGGCAUACCUGGUGCUGGUCAUUCCGGACAGCAUUCUUUCAUUGAAGAGGCCCAAGGAUCAUGUCUCGUCCUUCACUGGAACACCGUCAACUCCACGACCGUCAACUUCGCCGCGCAAGCGUUAGCCGGGCCGAUUGCAGCCGGCUGGUUCGCUGUCGGAUGGUCGGAUUCGUUCGGCGGGAUGGUGCCGGGGGAUGCGGUGAUUGGCAAUUUGCCAGGCGGGAAAAUGGACGCAUAUUAUCUGGAAAACCCGGUACUGGAUCAGGUGCUUCCAACCAAGAAAUUCAGCAUCGGGAACGAGGCCGCGUUGACUACGAACGCCGAUAACUCGCUCAUCAUGAAGUUCUCGCGGUCAGUGAACGAUGGCACUGUGAAGGUGCUGCUCAAGGGAGUCAACUACAUGAUCUGGGCCUACUCUGACGGCUCUCAGACCUUCGCCCAGCACCCUAUGAGAGACCUGUGUCAGUGUAGUUGCAGUGUGCGUUAUCUGUACUUACUACAGCUUCCACGCUUCCACCAACAGCACUGGGUCGUUGCCCUCUUCUCCUCUUCCCAUCUCCCCCUCUCCCCUUCUCCCGCUCUUCCCUCUUUCCCUCUUUCCCCCUCCUUCUCGUCCCCUCUCUCCCUCUUCCCUCUUGCCUUCUCCCUCUUUCCCUUCUCCCCCUCAUACAUCCUGCACUGGGCGGUCAACAAGGACAGCACAGUGAGCAUAGCGGCACAGGUCGCUACCACAGGCUACAUUGGCAUUGGUUUCUCUAAGGACGGCCAGAUGAUCAACUCUGACGCAGCCAUUGGGAACGUGCCACCUGGCACGCUGGCCAAUGGGGCGGCGGUGGGGCCGUAUUACAUGAGCGGGCGUGCCGUGGCGUCGGUGCAGCAAACUGACUUGUGGAAGGUUACCAACACGUCGGUUACCACCAGCCAAAAUGGUUACACCAUUAUACGGUUCACUCGCAGCAUGGGCACGGGGCAUGUGCCCAUCAACCCAUCGGGCCCCACCACCAUCAUCUGGGCCUACUCGCCUGAUGGCUCCACUACCCUCGCUUUUCAUGCCAGCAACUAUGGCUCAGGCUCAAUUGAUUUCAUAAAGGGCACAACCACAGCAGGCGAGGGCAGCAGCACAGCGGCGUACAUCGCCCACGGGGCCCUCCUCUCCAUCGCCUUCGCCCUCCUCAUGCCCCUCGCCAUCCUCCUCGCCCGCCUCCUCCUCGCCGACCGCCCCUCCGGUGCUCUCCUCAACACCAACCCCGCAUACGCCCCUGCCAAUGCCAACGGGAACACAUCUCCCCAGCAGCAGCCCGGAAAGAACCUUCGGCCGCUGGGGUUCCAGCUACAUAGGGGUAUUCAGUUGUUCGCGCUCGUGGUCGCAGUGUCGGGGACGGUUGUGAUAUUUGUGCAAUCCGGGUCGAAAGGGCUGAGCUGGACGCAUGGGCAGGUGGGGUUGGCUGCUGUGAUUCUCGCGCUGGUGCAGGCUGUGGUGGGGUUUGUGCGACCGGAUAAAACCGCUCCGAACCGCUUCAAGUGGCUGGUGGUGCACUGCCUAAUUGGGGCUACAACUAUAGGGCUUGCAUGGGCAGCCAUGUUCCUUGGCAUCGACCUCUACCACACCAAGUUCAUGCAAAACGUUACGUGGUGCUACUGGGUCUGCGGCGUGUGUGUGGGCAUUUUCGGCGUGGCAUACCUGGUGUUGGAUGCUUCAUUCGCUGCUCCGAGGAGUCUCUCCGCCACGCCCCGCGGGUCCCGCCUAGUUGCGCGCGCCAAGUUUCAGGGCUUCAACCAGUCGGUGGGGGAGGCGCAGGAGGCGGACGGCGCAGCCGUUGCGCCGGCGAGCGCGGAAGAGAACGGCGCAGCCGUUGCGGCCGCCGCGGAGGGAGCCGCGGAGGAGCGGGACGCGGGAGGACGCGACGACGACGUGCUCCCAACGGACCUGGACGGCGCUGUGCGCCAAGCAGGGGAAUCUGCCGCCUACUUCUGCAACGGAGGCGGCACCCGCGCCAUUGUGGAGCUGCUAGUACCUGAUUUGGAGAUCAAAUCGGACGAAGGCGCGCAGCAGCUGCUCUGGGAUACCAGCCGCACCUUCCUUGACUCCCUCAAGGGCCACCUGGACUUUGAGAACGUGAGGGCCAUUUUCCCGGAUGCGGGGUCAGCAGCGCUCCUCAAGAACCAGUGGCCCGACGCGCCUUUCGCCUUCUCGAGCCUCAUGGACCGCAAGCCAGUGCAGGAGCAGGACGACGUGGUCGUGCUCAUCACCCCCGAGUACCAGCAGCUCAGCGUGGUCGAAUCCAUAGGCGGCAUGCUGGCCACAGAGGACGGCUUGACCCGCCCCCUGAUUAUGUAUAACCCGCGGCUGGUCAGUGGAGAUGUGGGCGUGGGGUUGAACGUGCGGCGGCUGAGGGAGCGGUUCCUGUCGACGUUUACGACCGCGUUCUGCCUGCGGCCGCUGCCUGUGGGAGCGAUCUACCGGCGGUACCCCAACCCAUGGCAGUUGUAUUUGGAUGAUCCUAACGAGCCAGGCCGAUACAUUUUGUUGCGGCAACAAGGGUCCAAACCUAACAUCGAUGAUAUCGAGGAAAUGUACAUGGCUGCAUCGGGAGGGGGUGAGCCUGGAGCAGAAGAGCCAUCGUUCAUCGAGCAGGCUUUUGGAGUUAUUUCAUCAUUCAACAGCCAAACCUCCGGCGCCGACGGCGACGGUAGCAGCAGCAGCGGCGGCGGCGGGAAGGGCGACGACGACGCAAUGUCGCUGGCGGCGGAGGCAGGCGGGAUGGACUGGCGGACGUUCCGCGCCAAGCUGGUUGCCGGCCAUGAGGCCACGCGGAGCGUCUCCGCGCCCUCCCCCGCGCAGGAGGCGGUGGGGCUCGAGAUCUGGCAGGACCGCAUGAGCCUGGAGAACUGGGCGCUGCUAGCCUCGCAGAACCCGCGCCUGGCAAAAGAGGUCCCCUGGGUGCACUCCACGGGGGGCGCGGAGGCGGGGGGCGUGCUGCUCGCCGCGCCAUUCUCCCAGAUUCCGGUGCAGGGGGGAGGGGAAGGGGGAGAUGGAGCGGGGGGAGCGGGCGCGGGCGGGAUGGACAGGCGGUUGUGGCAGGCGGCUGUGUUUCUGGUGGAGCAUGGCGGGGCGGGCAGGGAGUCGUGGGGGCUGCUGCUGAACCGACCAUCGGGUUUCACGAUUCAGAUGGCGCUAGCGAAGGUGAACCGGGUGGAGGAGGCAUCGCUGGCAGUGUUUGCACGCAACGCCAUCUACAUUGGCGGGUUCAAGUCCGACGGCAGCACUCUCUACUUCCUUCACGGCCACGACCUGCCCGGGGCCAAGGAGGUCAUGCCUGGCGUCUACAUGGGAGGGCUGGAAGCAGCAGCGGAGCAGGUGCUUCUGGGCAAGAUGCCUCCCUCUGACUUCAGAUUCUUUGUCGGGCAAGUGGAGUGGCAGCCGGGUAAGCUCCAGGAGGAGGUGGAUGCAGGCCUGUGGUACACUGCAGCGUGCGCCAGAAGCCUCGUGCUCAAGCAGUGCUUGCAGCUUCCCAAGCCCCUCUGGCGGGAAAUGCUGGAGCUGAUGGGAGGAGAGUAUGCUGAGACCGCGAGGAAGGAAUUUGGAGAAAGCACUUGA